CAUUUGCCAGAGGCAGCACAACAAGCACAGCACCCACGCAGAGCGGCGCUCGCUCUCCGCCCCGCUCCGCCACACUCCCCAGAGCGCAGAUCUCUCGCAGCAGCUCGGCCUCGCGAUUCCGCAGGAGAGUGUUGUACUCCGCGCCGGCGGCGCCGAUUCGAUCUGACGGGCGCGCAGCGGAAGGCUGGAGGAGGGCACUAGGAGCUGAGGGGGAGGCUAGGGUUAGGGUUCCGGCGCGAUGCAGCGCCCGGGACGACUUCAGCGGUCGGGGUCCAAGCGUGGGCUGGACCCCACCGGUAGCGGCGACGACGACGACCAUGCGCCCAAGCGCCCGCGCGUCCCCGCCCUGGCUAGUGUCAUUGUGGAAGCUCUCAAGAUGGACAGUUUGCAGAAGCUCUGUUCAUCGCUCGAGCCCAUUCUCCGAAGAGUGGUAAGUGAAGAAGUAGAGCGUGCUUUAGCCAAACUGGGUCCUGCUAUUCAAGGAAGAUCCUCCCCCAAAAGAAUUGAAGGCCCUGAUGGAAGAAAUCUUCAGCUUCAGUUCAGAAGUCAGUUGGCUCUUCCAAUCUUCACUGGUGGGAAAGUUGAAGGUGAGCAGGGCGCAGCUAUACAUGUCGUGCUGUUGGAUGCAAACACUGGAUGUGUUGUUACUUCAGGACCUGAGUCGUUUGCAAAACUGGAUAUCCUUGUGCUUGAGGGCGACUUUAAUAAAGAGGAAGAUGAGGAUUGGACAGAAGAAGAGUUUGAAAGUAAUAUUGUCAAGGAGCGUGAAGGGAAGAGGCCUCUUUUGACAGGUGACCUGCAAGUGACUCUUAAAGAAGGUGUUGGAACCAUAGGGGAGCUUACCUUCACUGACAACUCCAGCUGGAUAAGAAGCAGGAAAUUCAGACUUGGGCUGAGGAUUGCUCCUGGCUUUUAUGAAGGCAUUCGUGUCCGAGAAGCCAAGACAGAAGCUUUCCCCGUUAAGGAUCACAGAGGAGAAUUGUACAAAAAGCACUACCCACCUGCGCUGAAGGAUGAUGUUUGGAGAUUAGAAAAGAUUGGCAAGGAUGGUGCAUUCCACAAGAAGUUAAAUGCUAGUGGGAUCUAUACAGUUGAAGAUUUUCUCCGGCUUCUUGUUAGGGAUCAGCAGAGAUUACGUACUAUUCUGGGCAGUGGAAUGUCAAAUAAGAUGUGGGACAGCCUUGUUGAGCAUGCAAAGACAUGUGUCUUAAGUGGAAAGCAUUAUGUAUACUAUGCUAGAGACUCGAGAAACGUGGGUGCAAUAUUCAAUAACAUCUAUGAGUUCACUGGUUUGAGUGCCGAUGAUCAGUUCAUUUCAGCUGAAAAUCUCACAGACAAUCAGAAGGUCUAUGCUGAUGCAUUGGUAAAGAAAGCAUAUGAGGACUGGAUGCAAGUUGUAGAAUAUGAUGGCAAGGCACUCCUGAGUUUCAAGCAGAAAAAGAAAUCUGUCACAACACGAAGCGAUGCUGCAGCUGCCUCAACAAGCAAUCCUGCUUCAUAUGGUUCGACCAAUUCACAGAAACAAAUGUCCCUUCCAGCAAAAGCUGGACUAACUUCCUCGGCGGGUACUAUGAAUGAAGCAGAUGGAACUAGAAAUGCAUACAAUGCAAAUGGAAACCAGUCAGCAAGAUAUGCAGCCAACACGAACAUUCCUGCAAACAUCACCAUGCAAUAUGACAGGAGUGCAGUGUCUCCUGAAAGCCAGUUUAGUGGUUCAUCCCUUCAGAGUCAAGCUUCAAGAGGGUCCAAUAUGCUAGCACUGGGCCCUUCGCAGCAACAUCAAAGUUUUGAAUUCCCAGCACUUGGCCAGUCCUUGCAGCCAACAGGCCUGAAUCCUUUUGAAGAAUGGCCACAGCAACAGGAGAACUGUGGUGGUAUUGAUGACUACCUGACGGAGGAGAUCAGGAUGAGGAGCCAUGAGAUUCUGGAAAACGAAGAAAUGCAGCAAAUGUUGCGGCUUCUGAGCAUGGGUGGUGCAGGAACCAACCUAACUGAAGAUGCCUUCAAUUUCCCCUCAUACAUGCCUGCACCUUCACCAAACUUGAGCUAUGAGGAUGACCGCACCCGUGCACCUGGGAAAGCUGUUGUCGGGUGGCUCAAGAUCAAGGCUGCUAUGCGGUGGGGCAUCUUUGUCAGGAAGAAGGCAGCUGAGAGAAGAGCUCAGCUUGUUGAGCUUGACGACUAGAAAGUAACAGCUGGAAGCAUGUGCACUCGAGCUGUUCAUGUACCAAAGUUUCAUUGAUGAUGUUUGUGGAUCCGGAUGGGCUCAGCUAAUGUCCCUUAGGAGGACAGUUCUGGUCCUGACCUUAAUUAUGGACAAAACUCUCUCCAUUUUUCUCCUUCUGUAUAGCCCUUUUACCAUUUAAAAUGUGUUGUUUGUUUAGUGUGAUGCUAGCCCUGUUAUGAACCUUAAAACAGGUAAACAUUGGCAUUUUGCAUCCUUUUCUCCGGCAUUAAAUAGCUGUCCACCUCAGACUUACAUCCAGUGGGAGGUAUUUGCUGGGGUCUUGCCUUAUGCUCCACGGA
Sorghum bicolor (sorghum) is the source of this 2526-nucleotide messenger RNA. RefSeq names its product calmodulin-binding protein 60 D-like. Lineage: Eukaryota; Viridiplantae; Streptophyta; Magnoliopsida; Poales; Poaceae. Gene Ontology annotation, cellular component: nucleus. The transcript is spliced from 9 exons. Gene Ontology annotation, biological process: regulation of salicylic acid biosynthetic process. The record is from RefSeq and is a predicted model, not a curated record. Bases 239 to 2185 code for a protein of 648 amino acids. Gene Ontology annotation, molecular function: sequence-specific DNA binding; DNA-binding transcription factor activity; calmodulin binding.